Oryzias melastigma (Indian medaka) is the source of this 3935-nucleotide messenger RNA. RefSeq names its product potassium channel, subfamily K, member 10b (gene kcnk10b). Lineage: Eukaryota; Metazoa; Chordata; Actinopteri; Beloniformes; Adrianichthyidae. Bases 889 to 2616 code for a protein of 575 amino acids. Gene Ontology annotation, cellular component: membrane. The transcript has 7 exons. Gene Ontology annotation, biological process: potassium ion transmembrane transport; stabilization of membrane potential. The record is from RefSeq and is a predicted model, not a curated record. Gene Ontology annotation, molecular function: potassium ion leak channel activity.
AAUCUAGGGUUCGAGUUUGUAGAAAUAAUCUCAUAUUUGCUCCAAAAUAAAUGUGUGGGUAAUCAAAAUCAGAUGGUAGUUUAGUAUGGUUUCUGUUAACACUGUAGUGCCUUUCCAUCCUCCAGGCCUGCGCAGUUAACGCGUCUGACGCCACCAGGGAGGGUACCCCUUUUCAUCUAUGGAAGCCCAUACAUAAUUUACGCUUCCCCCCCGCACGUGCAUGAUGUAAUGGCACAAGUCCACCUCUGAUUUGGCGCCGUCGAUCGCCACGUGUUAAACUGCCGGUUUCCAAAUGUGGAGAGGAUAAUCCAGUUUUGUGGACAAAUGAGAGUGAGUAUUGGAGAACAUGGACUCGUGUGGAGGAUGUGGGCGAUACGGAACUCGAUAGUCGGUUGUAAAAAAAAAGCAGGUGCAGUCGUCGCAGGGCAUGGAAGGGAGGAGAGCAUCCUUUCUUGUUCUUGGCACCGCGAUAACGCGUGCGUAAAAAGACGCGGUUUGGACUGGACUCCCCCUGCCAGCUCUCCUGGACCGAACCACUUGCUUGAGCGUGACAUCAAAUGUGGUUUGGACCCUAAGGGGUGCGACAGUUCAGAUAGAGGCGUCUGAAGUAGCGUCUGUCAAGUGGUACAGCGGAUGCAAGGGAGGCGGAGGGGAGGAAAAAAAAGGAAAAAAAGGAGGGGAGGUCUCCAACUAGGAGAGACAAUGCGGCUUCACGAUGCGCGUAUUCCUCUGUAGACUAUUAUUACAGCCAGUUUUCUCGAAACAGGAGAAGCAAAGGGGAUGCAGAGAAUGGAGGUGUCGUGAUUUCUUCAUUUUCCCCUUUUAAUUUCACUUUCGGCUUUAAUAGAUUUUGACUUCAAGCGUUACGACUGAGAACAAAAAGCAGAGAUGAAAUUUCCAGUAGAAAACCCGACUAAACAAGUUAACUGGGACCCGGAACAAGUGGCGGUCCAGACCAACUUGGCCCCUCCCAAAAAGGCCCAGCCCGGCAUGGUCAAGUCCAGCCUGGUCCAGGCCAGUGUGGCCACCAUGCAGAACCCCAUGGGCUGCGACCUGAAGACCAACGGCCACUGUCAGCUUCCUCGCCUCUCCAUCUCCUCGCGUUCCGCCAGCGUGGUGGCCAGUUUGGACGCCAACAGCGACGGCUCCGUCGCCUCGCUGCACUCCGUGAUGAAGUGGAAAACGGUGCUGGCGGUGUUCAUUGUGGUCGUUCUCUACUUGGUUUGCGGAGCACUGGCCUUCAAGGCUCUGGAACAACCGUUUGAGACGAACCAAAAGACCAGCCUCUCCCUGCAGAAGGCGUCGUUUCUGGACAGGCACCCGUGCGUUUCUCCUGAGGAGCUCAACAGCAUCAUUGAGCAUGCCAUGGAUGCCGUCAGUCCAGGAUUGAGACCUCUGGAUACCACAUACAACUCCAGUUUCUGGGACCUCAGCAGCGCCUUCUUCUUUGCUGGGACUGUCAUUACAACCAUAGGUUACGGUAACAUUGCUCCCAGUACCCAAGGUGGGAAAAUCUUCUGCAUCUUUUAUGCCAUAUUUGGCAUCCCUCUCUUUGGCUUCCUGUUGGCGGGGAUCGGAGACCAGCUGGGGACCAUCUUUGUUAAAAGCAUUUUGAAAGUUGAGAAAAGAUUCAGGCAAAAACACAAACAGAUCAGCCAAACGAAGAUUAGAGUGACGUCGGCCAUCCUGUUCAUCCUGGCUGGCUGCAUAGUCUUUGUCACCAUCCCUGCUGUCAUCUUUAAAUACAUCGAGGACUGGUCCGCGCUGGACGCCAUCUACUUUGUUGUGAUCACGCUCACAACAGUGGGAAUAGGAGAUUAUGUGGCAGGUGGAAACAGGAAGAUCGACUAUAAAAACUGGUACAAGCCUCUGGUGUGGUUCUGGAUCCUUGUGGGUUUGGCAUACUUUGCAGCUGUUCUCAGCAUGAUCGGAGACUGGCUUCGAAUGCUUUCUAAGAAGACCAAAGAGGAGGUUGGUGAGUUUAAAGCUCAUGCAGCAGAGUGGAAGGCAAACGUGCGAGCGGAGUUUCGUGAAACGCGCCGCCGUCUGAGUGUCGAAAUCCACGACAAGCUUCAGCGGGCCGCCACCAUCCGCAGCAUGGAGCGGCGCCAGCUGGGCCUGGAGCAGCGAGCCCACUCUCUGGACAUGCUGUCUCCAGAGAAACGAGCCAUGUUUGCCAGUCUGGACGCUGGCAGGUUCAAGACUUCCUCUCAGGAGAGCAUUGACACCAAACUGAACAACCUGAGGCUAAAAGGGGCCUGCGAGCCGUACGAUCAACGUGGAAGCGAGCAAGCUCCGCAGACGGCCUCUUCCUCGGAGGAAAAUCUCUUCAACCUACGCUUCGGAUCGCUCACCAAGCUGGCCCGACGCAAUAAGAACCGCGAGCUGCGCAGGAACAUUCCUGAGGAUGUCCGACGGGCAAGUGUGGGUAUAAGCAACAGUGGCGCCAUGCAGGAGGAGGAGGAGACGACGGGCGUAGAGGAUGGGGAGACAGAGGAAGAAAACAGAGAAAGGAAAGAAGGAAACAUCAGCCUGACAAACCUGUCACAAUAUGCAAUGGAGCGCAGCAAGCUGAAUGAAUUCAUACCAGCACAGGCACAGGUAUCGAACGCAUGAAUGGUUGGGCUGCAGACAGACAGACAGAAUGAUGCUCAGACUGAGUCGCAAGGAGACAAGUCGAUCCCUUGAGAUGUCAAUAAAUGUGCCUUUGCUCAGACUGGAACUGCUACCAGGAAAAUCCGUCAUUGUGCCAUAACUGUGGGAAGAAAACUUGUUGCCAAAUAAGAAACAUAAAGAGUAUGUUGGUUGGAUACCUCAUAAAUCAAGUGAACUGUUUCACUCAGCUCCGUUGUGUUUCAACCCUCAAGGCUCUUUGGAGACACUUGGGUAAUGACCAUCUGUCUGUGCAGAGUAUUUCAUACUGUAUGUGGGGGACGAUUACAAGAGAGCCGGAUUCAUGUCAUCCGUCUUCAGAGACAUUAUCGAUCAUUUUGUCAUCUCAGAAUGUGGCACUUUUUUAUUUUUAGCCCAGUAGCCUGAUACAAUUGGACUUGAAUGACUAAAGAGUUUCUGAUCAAUAGACAUAUAGUUCAGUAGAGGACAUGUACAAUUAAUCCUUUUAUUGUAUGUGGCUAUAGAUAUGUAACCUGAGGAUCAAACUACUCCAUAUAGUAAGAGCUUGGACGAAAUAAACAUAUGCAUGGGUAUUAAACAAUGCUAUGUCAAAAAUAACAUUUUCAGCUUCCAAAUAUAGACAGUUGUGACUCAGCACAAGUAUACCAAUAAAUACCUGCAUUGUCUGAAAAUUGUCAGCAGUCUUGUACAAGUUUUAGAGCAUGUUUUUAUUUUUAACUCACAGUAAAACACUUUUAUUCAAAUGAAUGUGAUCUCAAUAAUUCACUAAAUGUGUGCAUCCAUGGUUUCACUUUUUUCUAUCAGGCACCUAUAUUUCAUAUAUUUUUCAUUUUGCUGUAAAACUUGAAAAAAUAUGGAUUUUUUUCUUGUAUUUGUUAUUAUUACUGUAUUUUUUUACACACUUUACUGUUUUAUUUUGACUUUAGCUUCACAAAGAGAUACAAAUCAUUUUGCUUCGUAAGAUAAUCACAAUGAAAAUAGUGUUUUUUCUUAAUUAAAGAAGCAAUAAAAAUGAUGGGCAUACUAGCACUGUGUUGAAUGUGGUCUCUGUUACUUUCUUUAAACUUUUUUUUCACAUAUUUUCAUCCUUUUAGCUAUUUAAAAGUGUUCCAAGUGAUCUUUUAUUUAUACAGAUUUUGGCCAAAACACAGUGGGCAACACCGCCCCCACUUCCCGUCCCCGUUACUGAGAGCAGAGAUCUUGUUGCCCACCCAGAGUAUUUUCUGCGUCACAAAUACACUUUUUUUCAAACUUUUUUUUUCCAUCUGCUCCUGAUUCACAAUGAUUUGAAUAAAGAUAUC